Postia placenta MAD-698-R-SB12 is the source of this 520-nucleotide messenger RNA. RefSeq lists its product as hypothetical. The record is from RefSeq and is a predicted model, not a curated record. Gene Ontology annotation, cellular component: cytoplasm. The transcript is spliced from 4 exons. The coding region runs from base 94 to 399 and encodes 101 amino acids. NCBI's taxonomy places the organism in Eukaryota, Fungi, Basidiomycota, Agaricomycetes, Polyporales, Adustoporiaceae. Gene Ontology annotation, biological process: cellular response to oxidative stress. Gene Ontology annotation, molecular function: glutathione disulfide oxidoreductase activity.
CACAGACCCCCGAUCCUGUAAGCACCAACCGCAUCGUCAGUCGCAACGGCUGCCCCAUCUUCUUCCAACCCUUCUCCUUACCAGCGUAAAGUCAUGGCUGCUAAAGACCUUGUCGAGUCCACUAUCUCCAGCAACAAGAUUGCUAUUUUCUCCAAGAGCUGGUGCCCGUACUGCAAGCGCGCCAAGCAGCUUCUCACCACCAAGUUCCCUGACGUCCCCACCAAGAUCUACGAGCUUGACGAGCUGGACGAGGGUGACGCGAUUCAGGCCUACCUUCAAGAGAAGACCGGCCAGAGGACUGUGCCCAACAUCUUCAUCAGCCAGCAGCACGUUGGUGGCUGCGACAGCGUUGUGGGCUUGGACUCCCAAGGCAAGCUCGCGGGGCUUGUUGGAGCGUGAGCGUCCUUCGCCGCCGUCCGUACAUUAUGGAAUUGUAAACGCGAAUUCCUGACUGGCAGACCUGUUUCGUCGUCGCGGUUGUAAGAAUAAUACAAAGAAUAUAUCGGAAGAUCGUCUUGUA